GCGAGAUAGAACAGCCAGUAUACACAUUUACUUGUACAUCCAUUUGUGAUCUACUACGCUCAAUGCUCAUGCAGCGAAGCGAUGUUCGUCCGGAUUUCGCAGUAUCAAAUGAAGCACAAACUCAGAGUCCGCGGGAAGGGAACUAUAAGAUAGGAUUAUAUCCACAUAUGAUGGGCACAUAUCAUUCUCCCAUCUUUUCAACGCAUCGUCUCGGAAGAAAUGGCAUCCAAAAGCAUCUUGGUUGUUGGCGUCACUGGUUACAUUGGCGGUUCGAUUCUACAAUCGCUUUCGCACAGUUCAACAGAGUCGUGGCUGCGCGAUGUCAGAGUCGUGGCCCUCGUAAGGAAAGAGUCUGAGGCGCAGAUCCUCCAGACUGCAGGGUUUGAAACUAUCCUGUGUCCGGCCUACGACGAUACGGAGAGACUGCAGGAACUCGGCGAAUCCUUCGAUAUCGUCAUCCAGGGCGGCCACAACGACCCCAGAACCGCAGUCCCACUCAUCCAGGGUCUCGGUGCCAGGCGCGCAAAGCUGAACACUCCAGUCCACUUCCUCCACAUCACCGGGGCUUCGAACAUCAGUGACCGCCCUAUCACGCAAGACUACGUGGAGUCGAGGGUUCUCUCGGACCAGGAGAGUGUCUACCACUACAUGAAGUACCGCGAGUCCAUCGAGGGCUACGGCCAGCGCACCGCAGACAUCAUAACCGUCGAGACGGGCGCGCAGUGCAAAGUAGCGACCUACACCGUCAUGGCGCCCACCAUCUUCGGCAUCGGCAGCGGCCGGUUCAGACGCUACACGACACAGCUCCCCGCCAUGAUCAACAACAUGCUCAACACCGGAGUCUGCCUGGUGCUGGGCAGCGGCGAGACGCGGUGGGGCCGUGUCCACGUCGACGACCUGAGCAUGUUCUUCGUGUGCCUGUGCCGGAAUAUCCUCGAGGGCCGAAACGUUCCCGCCGGAGAGAAAGGCGUGUAUUUCACGGAAGCCGGGUCGUUCACGCAUAGAGAAUACUCGCAGCGCUUAGCCGACGCCGGGUUCAAGCUAGGGGUUCUCGCGGCGCCCGCGGUCACGGAGGCAACGCUGGACGAAGUAGCCAAGGGCUUCACGAACGGUAACCGGCUCAUUGCAGAGCUUUCGUAUGGCGCCAAUGCGCUGAUGAAGUCGGAAUUGGGCCCCGUCCUGGGAUGGGUGCCGAAGUACCUAGACGAGGCUUGGGAGGCGUCGUUCGAGAUUGAGCUCCAGGGCUUUAUGAAGGACUGUCCGGCUCUCGUGCAGAUGCCUCCGGAUUAUGAUGUCCACAAGCCGGCGCGGUUUGAGGGCUGA
This is a messenger RNA of Boeremia exigua, 1323 nucleotides long. RefSeq names its product NAD dependent epimerase/dehydratase family protein. The record is from RefSeq and is a predicted model, not a curated record. The transcript has 4 exons. The coding region runs from base 220 to 1323 and encodes 367 amino acids. NCBI's taxonomy places the organism in Eukaryota, Fungi, Ascomycota, Dothideomycetes, Pleosporales, Didymellaceae.